UGUGCGUGUGUGUUUCCCCUCAGAGCCAGGCAGCUGACAGCUGUGAUUCUGUCUCUCUCUGUCUCUCUCUCUCCCUGUCUUUGUCCCUCUUUCUCUCUUUGUCCAUCUUUCUCUCUUUGUCCAGCUGUUGCUCCUACGUGGGUCGUCGUGGUAAUGGUCCUCAGGCGAUAUCGAUAGGGAAGAACUGUGAUAAGUUUGGCAUCGUGGUUCAUGAGUUGGGUCACGUGAUCGGGUUCUGGCAUGAACACACCCGGCCCGACCGAGACGAUCACGUCACCAUCAUCAGAGACAACAUACAACCAGGUCAGGAGUAUAACUUCUUGAAGAUGGAACCAGGAGAGGUGAACUCGCUGGGAGAGCCUUACGACUUCGACAGCAUCAUGCAUUAUGCUAGGAACACCUUCUCACGAGGUAUGUUUCUAGACACCAUCCUCCCAUCUAGAGAUGAGAAUGGGAUCCGUCCUGCCAUUGGACAGAGGACCCGACUCAGUAAAGGAGACAUCUCUCAGGCCAGGAAGCUCUACAGAUGCCCCGCGUGCGGGGAGACCCUACAGGAGUCGACAGGUAACUUCUCGUCGCCCGGUUACCCCAACGGUUACCCCUCGUACACACACUGUGUCUGGAGGGUCUCUGUCACCCCGGGAGAGAAGAUUGUUCUAAACUUUACCACUAUGGACCUGUAUAAGAGCUCUCUCUGUUGGUAUGACUACAUAGAAGUUAGAGAUGGAUACUGGAGGAAGGCCCCACUGCUAGGUAGGUUCUGUGGGGAUCAGGUUCCUGAGGGUCUGGUGUCGUCAGAGAGUCGGAUGUGGAUUGAGUUCCGAAGCAGCAGUAACUGGGUGGGAAAGGGAUUUACAGCUGUUUAUGAAG
Molecule: messenger RNA, 870 nt
Organism: Oncorhynchus tshawytscha (Chinook salmon)
Lineage: Eukaryota; Metazoa; Chordata; Actinopteri; Salmoniformes; Salmonidae
Product: dorsal-ventral patterning tolloid-like protein 1
Exons: 6
Biological process (GO): proteolysis
Molecular function (GO): zinc ion binding; metalloendopeptidase activity
Source: RefSeq, a predicted model, not a curated record